CGAAACUCUUUACAAAUUAAAUUGAACUACAUCAGAUCGGCUAGAGCAAUGAACGUGUAAGUAAUUGUAAUUGGUACCAUACUUGCUGACUUUUCUCCUACCUAGCAAUAAAUAAGUAAAGGAUCACCGAUCAUUCAAAUUUCAAACCUAGUGACCUUUUUGGAUCACACAGAUUUGGACUUUUCUUGAUUAAAUUAACUUUUUUGUUUGUCUCUUUAUUCAACCAAUCUAGACAAUAAAUUAGUUGGUUUCUGAACUAACCCAACAGUAUGAAGCAGAUUUAAAUCCCCCAUCUCUCUCUCUCUCUUCUUUCUCUAAAUCUGAGAAUGUCGAUGAUGAGCAGAAACCGAAGCAGCAUCGCCAUGGGAACAACUUCGUUUCUUGAGAUGAAGAAACAAGCUUCCUUUUUCCUCAAAGAAAAACUCAAAACGGCGCGUUUAGCUCUCACUGACGUCACUCCUCUUCAACUAAUGACUGAGGAAGCUACAGAUGGACAGUCAUGUGGACCAAACACACAAACCUUAGGAUCUAUUUCAAAGGCUGCUUUUGAGUUUGAAGAUUACCUUCGGAUCGUUGAUGUUUUGCACAAAAGAUUGGCAAGUUUUGAUAAGAGAAACUGGAGAAUGGCUUAUAACUCGCUUAUAGUUGUUGAACAUUUGCUCACUCAUGGACCAGAGAGUGUCUCUGAUGAGUUUCAAGGCGAUAAAGAUGUUAUCUCGGAGAUGCAGACUUUCCAACAGAUCGACGAGAAAGGGUUUAAUUGGGGAUUAGUUGUUAGAAAGAAAUCAGAGAAAGUUUUGAAGUUACUUGAGAAAGGGGUAUUGCUCAAGGAAGAGAGGAAGCGAGCUCGUGAGCUGUCUCGAGGGAUUCAAGGUUUCGGUAGCUUCAGCUGCAAGGCUUCAUCUCAUUGUAUGUCAGAGAAUGAAGUACUUCAAGAAUCUUCUUCAGUCUAUAGGAAAUGCAAUUCAAACUUUACCAAGUACAAUGAGGAUGAACAAGAAGAGAUCAACACAAUGGUUUCUCCUAAUGAAACCGGCAAUACCCCUCAGCGGUUAGUGAUUGGCGCGAACGAGGAACCUAGGAGGAGUAUGAAAGAAAAUAUGGAUCCUGAAGAAGAUGAGAACACAGAGGUAAACCCACUUCUUGGCUGUGUUAAAAAGGAGGGUCAAGAUCUAGCUGAAGAAGACGAGAACCAUCCAUUUACGGAUGGCGCAAGUAAGCAUAUCGUCUCAUUGCUUGAUGAGAACACAAACUGAAUAUAUAUAUAAAUGACAUCUUGGUCUGUAUAACAGAUUGAGCAGAGACCAGAGAAAAAAAAAAACUCAGAAGAAGAUAAUGUGUGUAUACAAUAUAUAAUAAUAAACACUCUGUUAAUGACUGUUCUGUUUUUAACUUGUUUUGCUUCAAAAGUAAGAUUAUAAUAAACAAUGACGAAGAAGAAUAAAAGAAACACAUAGAGAAGAAAUGUAAGUAGUGAUGGGGAACUGUCUGGCUUCAAGGUGAAAUGAUUAUCAAAUUUUUUACCGCACUUGUUUUACUUGUGAAAUUUUGAUCAGAAGCACUUCCUGUGGACAAUGGAUGGUCCAGAUUCGUCAUACUCGGCUUUCGCAAUCCACAUCUGCACCAGUUUUGUAACAGUUUAUACACCAAAACACUAAUAGUAUAAUAG
This is a messenger RNA of Thlaspi arvense, 1669 nucleotides long. Lineage: Eukaryota; Viridiplantae; Streptophyta; Magnoliopsida; Brassicales; Brassicaceae. The record is from the annotation of a GenBank genome assembly.